Molecule: messenger RNA, 444 nt
Organism: Prunus armeniaca (apricot)
Lineage: Eukaryota; Viridiplantae; Streptophyta; Magnoliopsida; Rosales; Rosaceae
Source: the annotation of a GenBank genome assembly
AUGGGCUUAGAGGCAAAGAUCAAUAAAUCAGCCAAGUCGCUGACUGGUUUCAAUGGAGCAACAACGAUUACCGUAGGCACAAUAGAGCUCGACGUCUACGCCCCACCUGUAAUCAGCUCUCAAACGUUCAUGGUCAUUGAUGAAGUCUCACCCUACAAUGGCAUUCUAGGCAGACCAUGGAUCAGCAAGAUCAACGCCAUCACCUCCGCCACGCAUCACAAGAUUCGCUACCCAAUUCCUUGGGGUGGGAUCGGCCAAAUCAACAGCGAUCAGGCAAUGGCGAGGAAAUGCUCAGCUCAAGGGCUGAAGAAAGUCAAGCAAACACAGUUCCUCCCUGUGAAUCAAGCAGAUCUAAAGGGAGUAGAACAAGCAGAUGAGAAAGCAGAUCCUGUUCCUGACGGCCGAGCAGGCCAAAAAGGAAAGGGAAUAACUACUCCCCAAUAG